Messenger RNA from Eimeria mitis, 1668 nucleotides. RefSeq names its product WD repeat-containing protein 33, related. The transcript has 7 exons. The record is from RefSeq and is a predicted model, not a curated record. The coding region runs from base 1 to 1668 and encodes 555 amino acids. Lineage: Eukaryota; Apicomplexa; Conoidasida; Eucoccidiorida; Eimeriidae.
AUGCAGCCAACUGCUGCAGACAGCCAGCAACGCCAGAAAAGGCUUGACGAUGAGGGGUCCCAAGACUCGGGCUCCGAGGAGCGCCGGGGGCCCCAAGGCCCCCACCGGCCCCAGGGCCCCCCCCACGGACCCCAAGGCCCCCACCGGCCCCAGGGGCCCCCCCACGGACCCCAAGGCCCUCAGCGGCCCCAGGACCCCCAGGACCCCCAGGGCCCCCACGGACCCCAGGGGCCCCACGGCCCCCAAGGCGCCCAGCGGCCCGAGGACUCCCACGGACCCCAGAAGCCCCAGGAAUCCCAGGGGCUGCAGGGGCCCCAUGACCCUCGGGGCACCCAGGGCACCCAGGGCACCCAGGGUCUGCAGGUGUCCCAGGACCGCCAAGGCCCCCAGGAGACCCAGGACCCCCGAGGCCCCCAAGGCCCCCAUCGGCCCCAGGACCCCCACGGCCCCCAGGGCUCCCACUCGCCCCAGUACCCCCACGGUUCCCAGGGGCUCCACGGCCCCCAAGGCGCCCAGCGUCCCCAGGACCCCCAGGGCCCCCAAGGCCCCCACCGGCCCCAGGACCCCCUCGGUUCCCAGGGGCCCCACGGCACCCAAGGCGCCCAGCGUCCCCAGGACUCCCGCGGCCCCCACGGCCCCCAGAAGCCCCAGGACCCCCAGGGGCUGCAGAAGGGCCCUCAGGACCCCCACGGUCCCCAGGGGCUGGAGGUGCCCCGUGACCCUCAGGGCACUCAGGACCCCCAGGGUCCCAAGGGGCUCCAGGACAACCAGGGCCCCCAGAAAUUCCAGGGGCCCCAUGACAUCGCGGGACCCCCUGGGCCCGCGGACCCUCAGGGCCCCCAGAGCCCUGAGCAUUCCCAUGACAAUCAGGGCUCUAAAGACCUCCAGGGGUCCCAGGACCAUCAAGACCCCCAACCCCCCCUGGGGCCCGAGGGCCUCCAGGGGUCCAAGGAUAUCCAGGGGCCUGAGGUCCCCCAUGCUGCUCCCCAGGUUCCCCAGGAAUCCCAGGGCCCCGACGACUCCCAGGGGCCCCAGGGGCCCCAGGGGCCCCUGGGACCUCAGGGCCCCCAAGGACCCCAAGGCCCCCAGGGGCCCGAAGGGCCCGGUGGGCCCAGUGGGCCCGAUGGCCCCGAUGGGCCGGAGGAAUCUCAAGACAAUGAGGGGGCUGAGGGGUCGCCAGAUGACCCCGAGAGCCCCGGGGAUGCAGCACAGGAGCAGGAGGAGGCGUCGCCGGGUUCGACGAAGCAAGGAAGCCCCCAGGGUAGUGUGCAUGCAGAGAGUGGUAGUGAAGAGAAAGAAAAAGAUGUAGGGUUUAGUUGCUCAUUCGUUGUUUCCCUUCGCUUGUGUCUGCAGGAAACUCUCGUAAUGCUGGGGCUUCAACUUAUCCGGAGAACAUCAACCUUGCGGUUUGAGUAUAAGGGUGUGCCGUUAGAGUCUCACUUGAUUUUAUAUCCUUUCCCCCCUGAAGACCUAACUACAGAGGAGGUUGAAGAGGUUCUGAAUAACAUUGAGCGGCAGCUAAACGAAUUCGUUGCCAAGGACCCCUAUGAAAGAAGCAGGUCGGCCUUCAGUGUUUUUGGCCCGCGCGGUUCUUGCGACCGGAUUGAUAUUUCUCAGGAUAAGCGUCAGGUGGAGAAGGGGCUGUACACCCUAAACCCUCGACCCUAA